This is a messenger RNA of Papaver somniferum (opium poppy), 1473 nucleotides long. Its product is annotated as protein ALTERED XYLOGLUCAN 4-like. The transcript is spliced from 3 exons. Gene Ontology annotation, molecular function: O-acetyltransferase activity. Lineage: Eukaryota; Viridiplantae; Streptophyta; Magnoliopsida; Ranunculales; Papaveraceae. The record is from RefSeq and is a predicted model, not a curated record. Bases 1 to 1317 code for a protein of 438 amino acids. Gene Ontology annotation, cellular component: Golgi apparatus.
AUGAAGUCUGCAACUUUUGAAAUUCUUCCAAACAACAAUGAGAAGCGGGAAAUGUGUAAUACUGCAAACGCAUGGAGAUUAUUGUUAUUUUUCUCGUGGGUAAUAGGUAUUUCUUGGCUUUUCGCUGUCUUUGUUCUCGAUUCUCCAAAUCCCUUUAGCCAGUUCAGCUCUAAGCAGAAGCUCCCUUUCGUUAAUAACAAUGCUGUUCCUCACAAGGCUCUCAAUCAAACUCCUGCCAUGAAUAUCAACCCCAAAAAGGAGAAGUACUGUGACUUGUUUAAGGGUCAAUGGGUACCAGAACAUAAUGGAUCAUUGUACACAAAAUGGAGCUGUCCUACGAUACCGGACACGAAGAACUGCGGAAAAUUUGGAAGGAAAGAUGUAAAUUUUAUAAAUUGGAGAUGGAAACCAGAUGAAUGUGAGCUCCCAAGAUUUAAUCCAAAGGCAUUUUUAUCUUUAGUUCGUGGUAAAAAGUUAGCGUUUAUUGGCGAUUCCCUUGCUAGGAAUCAAAUGGAGUCGCUCCUUUGUCUCCUAUCUCAAGGAGAAACUCCGAAAGAUAUCUACAAGGACUCUGAAGAUCGGUUCCGAACAUUUUACUUUGCAUCUCAUGAUUUCACUCUCAUGGUCUACUGGACAAAAUUCUUGGUUGCAGCAGAAGAUAAAGGAAUUGUAAAUGGUUCAAGGACAAACGUGUUUGAUUUGCACCUGGACAAGCUUGAUGUUAACUGGGCUGAUAAAUUCCCCAAUCUGGAUUAUGCUAUUAUUUCUGUUGCUCACUGGUUCCUCCGAAUGAAUCACUUAUAUGAAGGUGGUAGACUGAUAGGAUGUACCGAGUGCAACAACCCAAACAUCCCUGAUCUAGGAACUCAAUUCGCUAUUUCAAAAGCCAUCCGAACUGCGCUCGGAUACAUUAGUGAAUGUAAGGAGUGUAGUAAGGGCUUAGUUACUGUCUUUCGUACAUUUUCGCCUGUGCAUUUUGAGUACGGGUCUUGGAAUAGUGGAGGGAAAUGCAAUAGAACGCGUCCAUACACUGAAGAACAGGUUAAUGCAGAAUGGGAGCGGGAAAUAAACAGACGUCAAGUGAAAGAAUUUGAGAAAAUUAAGAACACAACAAAAGGGAAGAUGUUUGAGAUUUUGGAUAUAACUAGUGCGAUGAUAAUGAGACCAGAUGGACAUCCUGGGCAUCAUUGGAAAGAUCAAUAUUCCGAUGGCAAGUCUUUCACCGAUUGUGUUCAUUGGUGUUUGCCGGGGCCUAUUGACUUAUGGAAUGAUUUGCUGAUGGCUGUGCUGCAAAGAAGGAAGGGUUCAUCCCUGUGACAGGGUUAUUUGUAGAUUUCAUUUUUGUAAUGACAUAGGAUUUCUUCAGUUUUUAUUUCUUUCCCUUUUCCUGGUUGCUAGGAAUUAGGCCCGAGCAGCGGGUGGGAACUUCAUCCCUUUCGCAACCAAUCCGUCCACAAGAACCGUGUUUCGGGA